ACCAUGAUUCAUUAAAAAAAUGUCGGAAAAUGAUAGGAAAGCUAAAUAAGUACAGUCUGUUAGCAAGACGUUUGUUCCUUGCGUACAGGCUACUCUGAAAAAUGACUAUUGAGUAUAGUAGGCCAAAUCGAAGAACGUUGUGUACAUUAAGAUGGCCAGCGCUCUUCCAGUAUCUUUGCAAGCCACCAAGGACAGGCUCCAAGUGGCUGCAAUAGACUUCGGUACCACCUACUCUGGCUACGCAUUCUCGUUUCGCACGGAUUUCCUGGAAAACCCUCUCAAAAUCCUCACCAACAAAUGGGAGUCCCAGGGCGGCUCAGCUACGCUCGUCUCCAUGAAGACCCCUUCGUGUGUCCUCUUCUCUCAGGAAGGAAAGUUUGACAGCUUCGGUUAUGAUGCUGAGGAGAAGUAUCUGACGCUUGCAAUGGACGAGCAACACAUACGUUGGUUCUACUUCAAGAACUUCAAAAUGCUUCUGUACGAAAAUAAGAACCUCACACGCUCAACCAUGCUUACCGACGACAAGGGUCUCAAGAUGCCUGCACACAAGGUGUUCUCUGCCUGCAUCCGUUACCUGAAGGACCACCUUGUUAACUUGCAGUCUGUGCCUGGGAAAAGCCUGAAGUUCCGUGAGAUGCACUGGGUGCUUACCGUGCCCGCCAUCUGGGAUGACUCCGCCAAACAGUUCAUGAGAGAGGCCGCCGUUGAGGCGGGUAUCGCGACAGAGAAUCUGUCGCUGGCUCUGGAGCCGGAAGCUGCCGCCCUGUAUUGCCGCUACCUGCCCAUGGAGAAGGUGGUCGACUCGGCUGGCAAAGCGUCAAUUGAAUCCUUCGCACCUGGGAAACGCUAUCUCGUGCUGGACGCUGGAGGUGGCACUAUCGACAUCACUGUUCAUGAGACGCUGCCAGACGGAACAGUAAAGGAAGUGUACAAGGCAAAUGGAGGCCCCUGGGGUGGCACAACCGUCGACAAGGCCUUCGUCAGUUUCCUGGAGGAGGUCACGGGACCGGAAGUGAUGCAAAUAUUCAAAACCCAGCACAAAGAAGACUUCCUGCAACUGAUGAGAGAGUUCGAGAUCAAGAAGAAGACGAUGGAGCCCAAGGACGACCCGGACGCCAAGACGAUGUUCCGGAUGCCGCUCGCCAUACACGAGACCUUCAGAACUGUGCACGGAACCGACUUCCGGAUGAGUUUGCUGUUAAAACAAAAUCUGAAAGACAACGUAACGUUUACUGGUGACAAGAUGAGAGUCAAACCAGCACAAAUCCAAGCUCUUUUUCAGAAGACCAUUGAUCACAUUGUCAACCAUCUGACUGACAUAUUCAAAAGACCGGAAGUUCAAGGGGCAAACAUGAUUCUGAUGGUCGGCGGGUUCUCAGAAUCAAAAAUGCUUCAGAACGCUUUGAAGAAGAAUUUCCCGUCCAAACAACUGGUCAUUCCUGAAGACGCGGGUUUAGCGGUUUUGAAAGGAGCUGUGAUAUUUGGUCACAAGCCAGAUGCCAUUGUGGCCAGAGUUACACCAUUAACGUAUGGCAUUGAAAUAUGGCCGCACUUUGACGCAAGUCGUCAUCCACGUUCAAAGCUGAAGAUGAUAGAUGGAAUUGCACGAUGCGCAGAUUAUUUCGACAAACAUAUCGAAGCGGAUACCGAGGUGCAAGCUGGAAAGACCUUUGAAGAAAAGCAAUAUUUUCCUUUAACAGGCGACCAAACAAAAAUGUCUAUAAAGAUUUUCGCAAGCCCAAAUAAGAAUCCACGUUACACCGAUGACAGUGGCUGCUCAUUCAAGGGGAAGAUUCUUGUGAAUCUACCUGAUGGCAAAACGGCAAAUGAAAAGGAGGUGGUCGUAAAGAUGAUCUACGGUAACACCGAGCUGAAGGUUGAGGCGCGGGUUGUGAAGACAGGGACGGUGUUGAGCGCCACAUUGGAUUUCUUAGGAUGAUCUUGCCAACUUGUGAUACCAUAACUUUACUGUUACUAUGUGUGCGUUGAAACAUCGUUUAUCCCUUUAUCCCUCCAUACGCACACAUUUUGCAAUUUAUAUUUUGGUUUAUCAAGAACAAAUUCGAAGCCAUAGAAGUGCCAUGUUAUUUGGCUGCGUAUUUUUAUUUCUUAUAUUUUUAAUGUUUGUUUGUUAUGACAAGGUAUUCACGUUAUUGUGUCGUGAUAAAUCUGUUAAAUGAUGAGCUUUAAUUAUUUGGCGUUUGUUAUAUAUUAUGUAAAUUAAUGUAUCCAUAUAUUAUUUUUAAGAACACCCUUCUAUUCAAUACCUAGAUCUAGUAUUUUAGUUUUGGGUCAUAUGUAUUCAAUAUGUCUGUGUUGUAGCCCGGCAUUUCACUUAACACAGUGUUGCCAUAUUUGUGAAAAAUGCAUCCAGUUUUGAUUCGCAGAACAGUAAUAUACAAUCACUAUAUUUUCAGUUCGAUAUAUUAGCAAAUUGUGUUGUUUAAACGUGAAGCAAAUUGCGUUAUUACUAUUUAUACACUGAUUACUGUCUUUUGGUAAACUUGCACUUUAAGAAACUUGUUUUCAUGGAAUUUUUGUUUUGUUUCUCUUACAUCAUUUCAAUCAAUAUAUAAAACACAGACUUACCUUGUAUUUACACGUUUAUAAGUAUUUGUUCGCUAUGUUGUUGUAUUUAAAUUGUUAUAAGUAUUUGAUCGCUAUGUUGUUGUAUUUACACUGUUAUAAGUAUUUGAUCGCUAUGAUGUUGUAUUUACACUGUUAUAAGUAUUUGAUCGUUAUGAUGUUGUAUUUAUAGUGUUGUAACUACUGUAUUUGAUUGGUAUGUUGCUGUAUUACUUUACCAAGAGUAAACGGAUCCCCUUAAAACAAGGUGUUUUAGUAAAACACAAAAAGUCAUGUAUGUUGAAACAGCGUUUUAUUUGAUAUGUUAUCUGACGUUCAUACAUUAAUUAUUGACUUAUAUCAUCGCCAUCUACAUUUGUGAUUACCAUGCUACUCUGAAAUGUUAAAGCAGUAGUAAGUUACGCAUAGUUUGAAUUAUGUUUUGUAGGAAUGUUGUUAAAACGUUUACGAAAAUAAAUCGAUAUGGGUCAGAGAUAUAACGCGUCGAUGAAUUAGAAAUGAUUACAAUUGUUUUGAUGAGGAAACGCGCAACUAAUAUACUCAAUUAUCAUACGUAAUGCUAUUCCUAAACUUACCAAGUAAAUAGAAGUUCAACAAUCGCCCUCUUAACAUUUAAAUGCAAACAAUAAUGCGCAUGAUUUAAUUCAAAAUGGUUUAGUCUUAUCUUUAAAUAUACACUAUCCUCUAUUCAUAUAACUUUGUGCAGCUCUAUAUGAUCGUGUACUUUUUUAUGACGUAAACUUCUAAGCAACUUUCGAACGCACGUGCCCGAAAACUGUUCACUUUUGUAACGCGAGAAUAUCCACAGCCGAUAAGACAACAAUCAUGAGAAAAAAACACAAUAAAUAUGAUAUAAAUUGUCCGUUUUUUUGACCUCGUUCCAAAGAAAUAGCCUAAACAAUGUUAAAAAUCUGCACAUUUCCUUCACCAGACGGUUUUGUGUGUCAAUGUUUUGAUCGUAAAAUGUUGUAAGAGUAGUUUCCCUUGGAGGCCCGUCUUGAAUUUGUAUUUUGCUCUCUGUACUUUGCAUUACAAUACGAUUAAAGUAUGCUGUAUA
Messenger RNA from Dreissena polymorpha, 3643 nucleotides. RefSeq names its product heat shock 70 kDa protein 12A-like. Gene Ontology annotation, molecular function: ATP-dependent protein folding chaperone; ATP binding. Lineage: Eukaryota; Metazoa; Mollusca; Bivalvia; Myida; Dreissenidae. The transcript is spliced from 7 exons. The record is from RefSeq and is a predicted model, not a curated record. The coding region runs from base 152 to 1939 and encodes 595 amino acids.